Messenger RNA from Arthroderma uncinatum, 978 nucleotides. Its product is annotated as chorismate mutase/prephenate dehydratase. Gene Ontology annotation, biological process: L-phenylalanine biosynthetic process. Lineage: Eukaryota; Fungi; Ascomycota; Eurotiomycetes; Onygenales; Arthrodermataceae. The transcript is spliced from 3 exons. The coding region runs from base 1 to 978 and encodes 325 amino acids. Gene Ontology annotation, cellular component: cytoplasm. The record is from RefSeq and is a predicted model, not a curated record. Gene Ontology annotation, molecular function: chorismate mutase activity; prephenate dehydratase activity.
AUGCAGUCUGUCAUGCCGGCCCUGAGCAGCGCCAACAGCUUGCUACAGCCCAUUAUAGCAUUCCUGGGUCCAUUGGGCUCCUUUUCACACCAAGCGGCAAUAGAGUGCUUUGGCUCAGCAAAUAAUACCCUACAACCCGAGGUCUCCUUCAACGAUGCCUUCUCAGCUGUUCAGUCACAAGAGGCAGAUUAUGCCAUAAUACCCCUGGAAAAUUCUUCCAAUGGCGCUGUUGUCCAGACCCUUGAUUUGUUAGCAGACCGUGAGAACUUAUACCCUGAUAUCACGGUGUCCGGGGAAUACUAUCUCACUGUUCACCAUUGCUUGUUGAUGAAGAAAGCCCAAGAUGGAUCAGGGAACACUUCUGAAGCUAACCCGGAAGUAUCAAAAUUCUACUCUCACCCGCAGGUUUGGGGACAAUGCACCAAAUUUCUCUCUGAAUAUAAAGGAGUAGAGAAACAAGACGCAUCUUCGACCUCGAAAGCAGCGGAGAUCGUUAGUAAAGAUAACGACCCCAAAAGCGCAGCCAUCGGGAGCGAACUCGCCGGUAAACUUAACAAUUUAGAAGUUAUUAAGGCCAAUAUCGAGGAUGACUCGUCAAAUGCAACUAGAUUCCUCAUUCUACAAAACCUCAAAUCCAACCGUACCCAAGGGGUAAAACCUCCUCAAAAGUCACAAUCUUGUUCGACUCCAGGAUCGAAAUGCAAAUCACUCAUCUCCUUUAUGGUCGACCAUACCUCUCCUGGAGCCCUAGCGGAUGCACUUCAUGUCUUCAAGAAAUACGGGCUCAAUCUGACGAGCAUCAACUCUCGUCCUGGCGGCAUUCAGGCUUGGCAAUACGUGUUCCUUGUGGAAUGUCAGAGGGUGUACGGUGUGCAUGAUGACCAUGUUGUGGAUAAGGUCAUAAAGGAGCUGGAGAAGAUCACUCAAACAUGUAGAAACCUUGGGAGCUGGGAAGAUCAGCUCGAGGAUAGUUCAUGA